CCUCUGAUCUUCUUCGGAUUCUGAAGUCCAAACAGAAUCUCUCUCCUAUAACGGAGAAAACAAACAUUUCUCGCCAUCAAAUUCUACAAAUCCUGAAAUGGAAAUUUCUCAAUGGAUAAACAAUCACCAUCGUUCCGUUUGCUCCACUUCUCUCAACUCUUCAUCCGCCCUCCGCUCCAAAUUUCGAGAAUCGAGAAUCGUAGAACACGAUGGCGAAAGAGCCCGUUUGCGUGACCGGAGCCAACGGAUUCAUCGGAUCGUGGGUGGUCCGUACGCUUCUGGAGGCCGGCUACACCGCGAUUCACGCCUCCAUCUUCCCCGGCUCGGAUCCAUCCCACUUGAUUGAUCUCCAGGCCGCGGCGAGCUCUAAUUCGAAGGUUAGGGUUUUCGAAGCGGACGUGAUGGACGGGGAGGCCGUGGCUAGGGCUGUGGAAGGGUGUAGGGGCGUGUUCCACAUCGCGUCGACGUGCACGCUGGAGGAUCCGAAGGAUCCGCAGAGAGAGCUGGUGGAGCCGGCGGUGAAUGGAACUUUGAAUGUUCUUGAUGCGGCGAAGAAAUUGGGAGUGAGGCGCGUUGUUCUUACAUCUUCGAUUUCGGCUCUGGUUCCGAAUUCGGUGUGGCCCAAGGACAAGGCCAUCGAUGAAUCUUCGUGGACCGACUUGGCAUACUGCAAAUCCCGCCAGAAAUGGUAUCCAGUGUCCAAAACAUUGGCAGAAAAAGCAGCAUGGGAGUUUGUAGAGAAGCAUGGAAUAGAUGUAGUUUCAAUUCUGCCAGCCACAUGUCUUGGUCCUCUUCUGCAGCCUAAUCUCAAUGCAAGCUGUGCAGUAUUGCAGCAGCUGCUCCAAGGAUCAAAGGAUAGCCAGGAAUAUCACUGGUUGGGCGCUGUCCAUGUCAAAGACAUUGCAAAAGCACAAGUUUUACUGUUUGAGACCCCCUCUGCUUCUGGUAGAUAUCUUUGCACCAAUGGCAUCUAUCAAUUUGCUGAUUUUGCACACAAAGUCUCCAAAAUCUACCCUCAAUUCCCAGUUCACAGGUUCGUGGGGGAAACACAGCCGGGCUUGGUUGCCUGCAGAGAUGCAGCCAAGAGGUUGAUUGAACUGGGACUUGUUUUCACUCCUCUUGAAGUUGCCAUUAGAGAUACGGUGGAGAGCCUGAGAAGCAAAGGCUUUCUGCAGUAGGGAAAAUUACAGAAUUGUAGGAUGUUUCUUUUCAAAUAUGAUCUGAAUAAGUUGAGCUAGAGGCAAGAUAAGAGUUUCUUUUAAAAAAAUAAUGAGGACUGUGAAUUUUUCGAUAGUAUAGGGAUAGGUACUUGCCCACUAUUCAGAACUUAAAUAUUUUCGAUCAUUUAGUGUGGUUUAGGUUUGAGUAAAAAUACUAAAGAGAUGAGAGGGUUCAAGCAUCUCAAAUUACUUGAUCGUGUUGUAGUUCUUUUAUCUUUUAUAUUUCUAUAUAGAUCCUAUAGGAGUGUUGAGGGCUUCAAAUAUUCGACCAGUACCACAAAGUUUGAGUUAUUAUUCUUGGCUAAUGAACUAAUGGUAAUGUGAGAAAUGAUUGGAGUGGGCAACUGUGUUUAGUGUGGUCUAAGUACCUCAAUUCAAUUACU
This is a messenger RNA of Momordica charantia (bitter melon), 1603 nucleotides long. RefSeq names its product NAD(P)-binding Rossmann-fold superfamily protein. Gene Ontology annotation, molecular function: oxidoreductase activity, acting on the CH-OH group of donors, NAD or NADP as acceptor. The record is from RefSeq and is a predicted model, not a curated record. NCBI's taxonomy places the organism in Eukaryota, Viridiplantae, Streptophyta, Magnoliopsida, Cucurbitales, Cucurbitaceae.